UGAUGAUGAUGAUGAUGAUGAUGAUGGUGAUCGGGCCCCCCUCACAGCGUACAACCACAACCGUACGAGCUGGGGAUAAACUUCCCCCUCAGAAGGCGGGCCCAAAUGUGUGCGCUGUUGCCAGCCCCCCGACCUCCAGCUGAGGAGUCAGAUCGUGCAAGGCCCUGUUUCCUCACGAGCGAGCUGUUCUGCCAUCCCGGAGGUACGACUCUCCAUGGGCGAGGCACAGACAGACAUGCUUAGUUACGUAAGCCCCGCCGCCUCCAACUUUGGGGCAGCACGUCAGGCAGAGCGAGCUUUCUGGCCGCCAUCGUCUGUGGCCCCCCGGGCGCGCGUCAGCACGCAGCACUGUGGGGCCUGGACGAGAAAAUCAGGAGUGCGCGCAAGCCUUGCCUGGUGGGCGGCGCAGCUGAGGGGGCACGCAACGGUGGCGCCUGGGAGAAGCGAGGCGAGGGGAUAGGCAACCAGGUGUAGAGGCGGAGGAGGGGCGAGGGGAUAGGCAACCAGGUGUAGAGGCGGAGGAGGGGCCGAGACCCCGGCAGAGGGAGGAGGCGGCGCGUUCGGUGCUGUCAGCUGCACAGGCGCUAGGGCCACGCCAAUCGCGAUACGGAGGCAGGCGCAGAAAGAAGCAGAGCGGCGGCCCGGGUACUGCACAAUCAAACAGUGCAUGGGCCGCUCUCUACGACACCGCUCCUGGCGGAACCAUUACAUUUUGGAGGAAUGAAAAAAUGACAUGAGCGUGCACGGGGAGGAACGAACCCCGCAUGCACAUCUAGGAUAGAUGCAGGCCGUCAAGAGGUGGCUCUAGGUCAUGGGUGCCAGUCCUAAUGACAGAUGGAUCGCCUGUUGAAAACUACACUUGCCAACCCCCGCAAUCACAUAUCACAGUGCCUGGUCCUCAGCAGCUGCAAUGGGUCUUGAACAGGCCGGCCAUGCGAUCCUUACCGGCGCGCCGGGCGAGCUCCAGGCUCGAGCGGUGCCCUCUGCUGGGGUCGCCGUGGCACGCCCGCGGGUCCGCGCCCGCGGCCAGCAGCGCGGCGGCCAGGCCCAGCUUGAGCUCCGCGGCGGACUCUUACGCCGAGGAAUCCACUCGGCGGCGUCAGGAAUUCCCAGCCAGUCGGUGGCAAGGAUGCUCUCCCUCCGCGGCGCCGAGCUGAGGAGCUGGAGCGGGGAUUGCCCCGCGACGUUCGUCUCGUCGGCCCUGGCGCCGUUCUCGGUCAGCAGCCUGACGAUCUCCUCGCCGCACCCCAGGCGGAUCGCGGCGCAGAGUGGCAGCUCGAAGCGAGGCUACCAGAACGGCGUCUUGGCCGCAUCCGAGUCUGCCUCGAGGGCGAGGCGCACCUGCUUCAGGCAGUUCUGCUGCAGGCCCAGGAAUAACGGAUCCGCGCGAGUGCGUCUCAAUGGCGGCGGUGCGGUCGGCACCCUGCGGCAUGCACGCGGUGUACUGGGCGGCGUCGUGCGGGAUGUCUCACCAAACGUCAUCGCGCUGUGAGUCUCGCGCAGUACAGAUUUGCAAGGUUGGCAAAAUCACUGC
Molecule: messenger RNA, 1534 nt
Organism: Prorocentrum cordatum
Lineage: Eukaryota; Dinophyceae; Prorocentrales; Prorocentraceae
Source: the annotation of a GenBank genome assembly